GAAAAGUGCCAGUCGACCGAAUCGAUCGCGACCUGCCGUCUGCCAUGACCAACAACAGUUUCAAUCAACAACCACAACCACAACAACCCACGUCACAACACACUAUCGCCCAUGGGUGGAAACGCCAUCAUAGACUAAGUUUGAGCUUGAUAGACUAAGCUUAAGCUUGAGAUGAUUGCGCUGCGUCAAGUCUCGCAAGCUGCGCCAGUCCAAGAUCCCACACCAUCCGGUCCAUGGCCAGGAGCCUCCACAGCACGGCGUGUCCCCCCGGCCAUGUCACCCACCCCGCGCCCGCUAGAACCGAGAGUUCUGCCUCUAGUAAAGCCCGUUCUGCCCCAGCCAAUUCCAUCGCCUCCCGCCACGGGGCGAUCCUCCCCAUUAGCCUGUCAAACUCGGGGUCUGACUCGUUCCUCACGGCAGAGACCAGCGCUGACACGAUUUGUGGCACAACCUUCUUUUUCGCCCCUUGAGUCCCUGUCGCCGUCGCGCUUGAAGCAGAACGGAGGAACUCCUCAAACGGCUCAACGAUCCAGUCUUGCCAUGCCCUCAUGUCGCGCAGCGGACCCUCCAUCCUACCCGCUUCUUCCACUGCCGGUGACAGCAAUCCAGCGCUGUCUAUAUCCCCCCACCGUCAGAGCAGCUCCGUGACACACGACAAUACGCCGCCUGUCGCAUAUUUAUC
Molecule: messenger RNA, 682 nt
Organism: Colletotrichum navitas
Lineage: Eukaryota; Fungi; Ascomycota; Sordariomycetes; Glomerellales; Glomerellaceae
Exons: 2
Coding region: 172-648 (158 amino acids)
Source: RefSeq, a predicted model, not a curated record